GUCACUUUAAUUUUUUUUGUAUAGAAAGAAAACAAUUUUCAUUCAUUUGUUUUAUCUAAUUGCCAAUGAUUUAACGUUUAAAAUGCCGAUAUUUUAUACUAAAGAAGGAAAAUUAUCAUACAAAUUACAUGAAAUUAAUUAAAUUUUGCAGUAGUAUUUCUAGCCUACAUAGAAAUCAAUGGUAUUUAAUCUUUGGUACUAUAAAUAUCUUAAUUAUCUACUAGUAUAAUAGCACUUUUUCCUUAUGUAUGGUACAUCUAUAUAUUUUAUUGUAAAUGUCUAUUUAUUAUGAAAAAAAUGUCUCUUGCCUCGAUAGUAUUAUUCCGAUUACAUAUAAGUUGAAUAAUGGUUGAGAUUUUUUAAGAAUCCACAAAAGUUUUCGGGUUGUAGGAAGUAUUUUCAUAUGAAAAAAAGAUAGGCUAUAUUUUCUGAUAAAAGCUUUGCUUGUAAUGUCGUUAAUUUCUUCAUAGACGUGAAAAGGAUUUAUAAUUUUCAGAUGUCUUAAUAAUAUUCGAUGGGUCAACGAAAGGUGGCGGCGUCGUCGAAAAUUAUAUGUAAAUGAAAGCGGUAGCAAAGCGACGCAAAAAAAAACCGAUUUCCAAUUGAUCCCAACAGUGACGAUGGCUUCCAAUUUCGCUCCGGAAUUAAUAUUUUUAUUAUUCAAAGCUGGGGAUGCCAUGCUUGAACCAACUUUAAAACUGUUUCUUUACGAAUCAGUUCAGCAGUCCGGUGAGAAUGAUGCGACAGCACAAGAAAGAGGAGCAACUUAUAUGUUAUUGCACAAGAUUGUUAUAAAUUUACCAGCAUUAGUAUUAGGCUUAGUAUGUGGUGCGUGGAGUGAUAAAGUUGGAAGAAAGUUGCCCAUGAUGUUACCUUGUGUCGGAGCAGUUCUUGGCGCUCUGGCCUAUAUCGGUAGUGAAAUGUUUUACCCUCAUAUUCUUCCGUUAGUGUUGGUGGGAGCAGCCGUCCGAGGGUUAUUGGGAAAAUCAGCCGUAAUUAGCAUGGCAUUACACUCGUAUAUUACGGAUACAACUAGUACGGUUAGUCGCACUACGAGAUUGGCAAGAUUAUUAUCUAUGAAUUACUUUGGUUAUUUUUUCGGCUCCCUAUUAGCUGGAAUUUUACUAGAUGUCGUAAGAUUCAACAUUGUAUUCAGUAUUGUAGGACUUAUUAACGCUAUUACAUGCCUAAUAAUUGUAUUCUGUCUAGAAGAGACAUCUGAACUAGGCAUUGCCAAUUCCGAUCUUUUCUCCAUACAAAAUAUGAAAGAAUCGUUUAGUGUUUUAACCAAGGAAAGAUCGCAGCGAUUUCUUUUACUUUCAUUCAUAAGCUUGGUAACGCUCUGGCAAGUUUGCAAAGCUGGCGAAGUGGAUGUCACAUUGUUGGUUGUCGAACGAAAACCGUUGAAUUGGCGUCACGCUUUAUAUGGCUACCUAUUGGCUGCCGAUUACGCUUGUUUAGGUCUCGGUGUGUUGUGUUUACUGCCAAUAUUAUCAAAAAGAAUGCAUGAUGUGAGCUUGGUACUAAUAGGUAUCUUCUUCAAGUUUGGUCGCGUCAUUUGUAUAGCCGUUGGCGGUAGUUCAUACGUGAUGUUUGCUUCCGUUGUCGUUGGAGCUCCUGCCUCAAUGGUUGUAUCCGGUAGUAAGUCAAUCGUAUCCAAGCUUGUUCAGUACGACGAAGUUGGGAAGAUAUUUUCUCUUAUGUCCACCGGCGAAACAGUAUCUAAUUUAAUAGGAGCUGUUAUAUUUACGACCGUUUAUAAGAUAACACUUCCAAUAUGGCCUCCAACGGUCUUUGUAAUUGAAGCUGUUUUCUUCUCAUUAUUAUUCUUGGUUAUUCUAUGCCAAGCUUCACAUAUUAAACAGUGUACUCCUAAUGAAGAUGAAACCUGUAAUGAAAGUAAAAGGGACAAAACUCCACUCAUCCCAAAUAUUAAACAUACACCACCCACACCAGAAAAAUUUAGCGACCCAACGUACUCAUCGACUGUCGAGAAACACGUGUCUUUUUCGGAUUGUUUAAUCGAGAAAAAGCAUACCGUUCGCUUCAAUUAAACUCUUUAUCAUUAUAAAAGGAUGAUAUUGGUCGAUUUUCUUCAUGUAUUUUGGGUUUAAGAACAUAAGGGUAAUAUAAAAAUCAAGGGCGUUUGUCAAUUGGUAAUUAUUGAUCUGUCUCAGGCGUCAUGUGCUUUUGACUGUAGAGCAUAGUUUCUAGUCGUUAACCUAAACCUACUCUAUCCUUAUACUGAAAUACAAAAUUGUUAUGGCCCUGUUCCACUGGCAUGAUCACUAUUACUUAUUUCUAUCUUACAUGGCAAUUUCGCUAUUUUCAAGUUUUAGGAAAUGGAAAGUCGAUUUUCACUUUUCCUUUUUAACAAUGAACAUUUUAUAGACUUUUUUCGAUCGCCCUUCCUUUUCCUUUAAAGGGCAGCGUUAAACAAAUACCGUUACCAUAUAAGGUAAUUUUGCUGUUUUCAGGUUUUUAUAUUUGAAAAUUGCUUGGAGUGUUUUUUGUUGCGAAAAAAACAAUAAUCAAACUAGUUUAUAUUAUUACCUUGCCCUAUCCCCUAAAGGAUAAUUCAACAAAAAAUAUAGUUCUUGAACAUAAAAAACGUGUCCAUUUUCCAUUUGUAUUACUCCGUUGUGACUCUACUCAAUUCUUACAUAAACACUUAGUAUAAAAAAUUGUUUUUUGGAGCAAACUGCGAAAGUAGUCCGAUAAGCAAAUUUUCAGUGUAUAAAAAGGGCAAAAUUUUCAGUGUUAAUCGGAGUCUUGGCUUUGUCCAGGGUAUCCCGAUGUGGAACUCUUUCACAGAAGUCUGCAUCUAUUUCGUCGUCAUAAGGAACAUUUCAAUGUUAUCGUAUUGCAACAGUUGUUUUUUGCUCCUGCUCUGGUCCGGUCUUCCACCGAGAAGUACGUGUAUCUGCCCUCGUGAUUCCGGAUCGGAUAGAAAAUUUUUCACUUGCUGAAAGCUUGCCAAUGUCUUCCCUCUCCCUUUCAUUGGGGGCUGGGUUGAUAGGCAUGCCUUUCGGAGUGUGACUAUGUAACCUUGUUAUGGCACGAAGACAAUCUAUACACUUUCCACAAAAAAACCUCUCCUUUUGGAUGGGUGAUACAAUUCGCUAAAAUCCUUUAUUUUCGUGAUUGAUUGGAUGCAAUAUUAAUAUUUCGACAAACUUCUUACAAAAAAUGAGGAAGAUCUGAAAGCAAAUUAUUUGUCUUUUGUUUUGUCAAAAUUAUAAAUAAUAAGUGACCAAUACAAUAUAAACUUUGUUUCUUGAAACACACCUUUCGCCUUUUUACAUUUUAAUAGGAAUAUGUAAAAUGCAAAUACAAUAUUUUAGAUGUUAUAAUAUAUGCAUUGAUAAAUCAAAAUAGUCGUAUCACGUCUAAUAUCCCUUUUCUAAAUGAGAGUCGAUUUUUUAUUAUAUUCUUAGAAAUUUUUUUUCUUGAAAAUUCGCACCUUUUUAUAAACCAAUAAUUUAAUUAGUCAUUGGGAAUUCUCCUCGAACGGAAACUCCUAAUAAAUAUCUUUCCUUUCUUUUGGCUAGAAAAUUGAUUAUAAUGCUUGAUGAAUAUACAAAUAGCCAUAUGUCAGAUUUGAUCAAAUGAAUUUAUUCAUUUCUUAUCAUUCUGCACAACAAUAAAGAAAUAACAUGUUUUAAUUGUUUUCGAUUCGCUAACACGGAGAAAAGGUUUGCUUUGACACUCUGGCAAAGUAGGUCGUUUCAAUGUCAAAUAUAUUGUCUUUAAACCCAAUAAACUAGUCGGAAAAGUUAUCUAAACUACGAAUUACCAUAAUUAUUUAUACGUAUAAACGUUCGAUAUAAUUGAUUCCAGUGAGAGAAAAUCUAAUUUUCAUAAAUAACGAAAGGAACAUUUAAAAGGUUUGUAACUGAAAACGACAUCUAUGGGAUAUAAAAAUGUGUUUUUGUUAAAGAGAGUUUUCUCUUGGAGAACACAAUGAAUAUUGGGUUAAAGAUUACGCUGGAAAAAGUUCCAAAAAUACUGACCAACUGUCUCUUCUAUUCUUCACUAGCUUAUAAAUAGUUUCUCCUUUAAAAUGACUUAAAGAAAUUCUUCUUACGAUUUCAAAUCUUUUUUCUUGAGCCAAUCUAAUUCGAAUGCUCCAACUUUCCAAAGUGACUUGGGUAAGCUACA
Dimorphilus gyrociliatus is the source of this 4161-nucleotide messenger RNA. The record is from the annotation of a GenBank genome assembly. NCBI's taxonomy places the organism in Eukaryota, Metazoa, Annelida, Polychaeta, Dinophilidae.